Messenger RNA from Clonostachys solani, 1224 nucleotides. The record is from the annotation of a GenBank genome assembly. NCBI's taxonomy places the organism in Eukaryota, Fungi, Ascomycota, Sordariomycetes, Hypocreales, Bionectriaceae.
AUGUAUGGUCAAAUGGUACAAAGGCGGAACCUGCCGCCGAGAGCUCAGCCGUCUCAGUUUAUAUUACCCGCAACUCCACCGAUUGUACAAACACAAGAAAACGAUAGGGAUACGGUCCUGGUCCUGCACUACCCAGAUUCCCCCCUCUGCAUCACACCUGAUGAAAAUGAGUAUGCAUACUAUGUUUUCGACGAUCUCAGACACGAACGUAACCAAAGUUCCGAGGAUGCUAUAAGGCGAGAGUGUGCUGGGUGGCAAGAAGUUGCUCUCUUGGAUUCAUAUCCGGCGAGUCUCAAGAGGGAAGCCUAUAUGCUGGUUUCAUCGAACAGGCUUCAAUCGGUGUCGAAGCAUUUUGAACGUCAAUUCUCUCGUUGCCUACAAACUCUGGACGUUAGCAACCAAUGUGAAAGCGGCUUGGGAGAUACGAGAAAGAUAUUGAACGCCGUCCCGGCCUGUGGAUGGGAUGAGAGAGCGAUGAAGCUUCUCAUGGAGGCGAUACACACAGAAGAUGUCAGCUUUCCUGAGAUUUCGAACAGGUUACCCCCAUCCCAAAAUGACCUUCAUACGGAUUUCGAAUUAGCUCUGAUGCUAGACUAUUAUGGAUGCCAUCACGAGCUGAGGAAAAGGAUAGCCCCUCUUACCUUGACCUUGGGGGAAGAACGCCCCCGCGAAGUGGAAAUGUCCCAUUCCCUCAGGAAAUAUGCGACAAUUGCUUGUGUUUUCAAGGAUGAGGAUCUAGUCGAGAAGGUGUUUUACACACUCGUCCACGAUAGCAAUUCCCCUUUCGAUCCGUACAACCUGCCGGUCAGCACCAUGUUUUUGGAUGUCGUCGAGCAUACUCGGCACAGGCUUUUUUCUGUGCUACUCAAGACCUUGAGGUAUCUGCGAGAUCGGGCUCACCGUGACCCCAUUAACCCUUUCUGUAACACAGCCUGCGCGGCGUCUUUUCUCAGAGCUCUCCAAGCAUACGAAAAUGGAUGUCCGGAAAUGUCCAUUUUAUCGUCCAGUGGCAAGAGUCUUUCCUUGUUCAGAAGCUACAGGUCAACGCGGCGCCUGGUUGACGCUGAGGCCCGGUGCGAGGGACGAGGGAAGAGGUGUGCGCUCUACAAAUGCUUGGGAUUGGUUCGCGAUAAAUGCGACAAGCUGAUCUCCAGUGCCUCCGAGCGCGCAGUAGCUGAAAUCUCCGAGGAGAGGGACUCGUGGGUUGAUCCAUUCGAGGAUUAG